This is a messenger RNA of Letharia columbiana, 1200 nucleotides long. RefSeq lists its product as uncharacterized. NCBI's taxonomy places the organism in Eukaryota, Fungi, Ascomycota, Lecanoromycetes, Lecanorales, Parmeliaceae. Gene Ontology annotation, molecular function: acyl-CoA dehydrogenase activity; flavin adenine dinucleotide binding. The transcript is spliced from 5 exons. The coding region runs from base 1 to 1200 and encodes 399 amino acids. The record is from RefSeq and is a predicted model, not a curated record.
AUGGAGCUCACAGGCUUUUCGCAAGAACAGCUAGAUGUUCGAGAAGCUGUUGCCAAGAUCUGCUCCAAAUUUCCAGACGAGUACUGGGCGGGACAUGAUGAAUCUGGCGUGUAUCCACAUGAACUCCAUGCAGCUCUUGCACAAGAUGGCUGGAUUGGAAUCGCAUUGCCUGAGGAUCUCGGCGGUGCUGGACUUGGUAUAUCUGAAGCCACAAUGAUGCUUCAGACCAUCUCACAAAGCGGUGCCGGCAUAGCAGGAGCUCAGUCAAUCCAUGCAAAUGUAUAUGCCACACAACCGGUUGCCAAAUUCGCCAAAGAGGAUCAACGAAAGAGUAUGCUGCCUAGGUUGAUCAGUGGUGAGUGGAAAGCAUGCUUUGGGGUGACGGAGCCAAGUACUGGGCUAGAAACCCUGAAGUUGAAGACCCUAGCGGUUCGUGACGGGGACUCUUACAAUAUUUCGGGCCAGAAGAUAUGGAUUUCAUCCGCCCAAGUUGCAUCAAAGAUGAUAUUGUUGGCUCGUACGGAACCUCUGCAAGAACUUAAGAAGCCAUCGGAGGGCCUGUCUUUGUUUUUCAUUGAUUUCGAUAGACAUGCUCCUGGGCUUGAACUGAAGAGGAUCAAGAAGAUGGGAGGCAGAGCUGUUGAUGCUAACGAAGUGUUCUUUGACAACUACCGAGUCCCAGCAGAUACUCUGAUAGGCGAAGAAGGGCAAGGCUUCAAGAUUGUUCUCCACGGGAUGAAUGCUGAGCGCUGUUUACUCGCUGGAGAGGCAUUGGGCCUGGGCUACGCCGCAUUGGAGAAGGCUUCGAAGUAUGCACGAGAGCGUGUAGUCUUUGGGAGACCCAUCGGCCAGAAUCAAGGCAUCCAGCAUCCUCUUGCCGCGGCUUACAUGAACCUCGAAGCUGCCAAGCUUGCAACGUACCAUGCAGCCAGGGUGUAUGACUCGAGCGGCAAGGAUCCCUAUGUGACGCCUCAUGCAGUAGGCGUAGCUUGCAAUUCUGCCAAAUAUCUUGCUGCCGAAGCUGCGUUCACUGCCUGUGAAAGAUCCGUACUCGCUCAUGGUGGCAUGGGAUAUGCGCAAGAAUAUCACGUCGAGAGGUACAUGAGAGAAUGUUUCGUUCCUCGUAUCGCACCUGUGAGCAGAGAAAUGAUCAUGAAUUAUAUCGGUGAGAAGGUGUUAGGACUUCCAAGGAGCUAUUGA